Messenger RNA from Cuscuta epithymum, 1922 nucleotides. The record is from the annotation of a GenBank genome assembly. NCBI's taxonomy places the organism in Eukaryota, Viridiplantae, Streptophyta, Magnoliopsida, Solanales, Convolvulaceae.
UAUCAAUCUAUGGCUUCAGCUACGUUUACAAUUUCUUGCACCGCCGCCGCCGCCACCCCCACCUCCUCUAAUCUUCAUAAACCUUCAAAGUUCUUACUUAACCCAAACCUGCCCAAGCAUCGCCGCAGCAAACUCUCAUGUGCCGCUUCCUCGUCAAAAGGUCAAAAUCCGUCCCCGGAAAUCAUCACUCCGGGGACGACACUUGACCGGAGAAAUGUCCUCUUAGGUCUCAGCGGUCUCUACGGCGCCUACAACCUAUCCCUUCCCGGUGGCGGCGCCUUGGCGAGUCCGGUCCCGGCCCCAGACAUUACCAAGUGUGGCCCGGCAACCAUUACCUCGAGCACUGAAAAAGUGCCCUAUUCUUGUUGCCCUCCCUUCUCCGGCACCAUUGUUGACUACAAGCUCCCGGAGUUCACCAAGCUGAACGUCCGGCCGGCCGCCCACGCCAUACACGAGGAUCAGUUGGAGAAGUACAAGACAGCCGUCCAGAGAAUGAAGGAACUCCCGGAAGAUGAUCCCCGGAAUUUUUACCAGCAAGCCAAUGUCCACUGCGCUUAUUGUAACGGCGCUUAUAAACUUGCCGGCGGUCAGGAAUAUCAAGUCCACUUCUCGUGGCUAUUCUUCCCCUUCCAUAGAUGGUACCUAUACUUCCAUGAGAGGAUUUUACAAUCCUUGAUCGGAGAUCCUACAUUCACCUUGCCGUACUGGAACUGGGACAACCCACAAGGCAUGUUCCUCCCAGAAAUCUUCGACGACAAGGCCUCGCCAUUGUACAACGAGGUUCGUGACCAAAGGCACCACAAGGAUCUCAUCGUUGACCUAGCUUACUCCGCCGGAGAAGCACUUAACACCACUGAACUCCAAAUCCUCCGGAACAACCUCGCGAUCAUGUACCGGCAAAUGGUGACCAACGCGCCGUGCCCGGCGCUCUUCUUCGGAAAUACUCUCCGAGGGGAGGGCUACGACACCAAGUCCGGCGGCGGGACCAUCGAGAACGUUCCCCACAACACUUUGCACCGGUGGGUCGGUGACCCCACAAUGACUAACAACGAGGAUAUGGGUAACUUCUAUUCCGCAGCCAAAGACCCGGUUUUCUAUUGUCAUCAUGGGAAUGUGGACCGGAUGUGGUCAGUUUGGAAGGGUUUGGGUGGCAAGCGUCGUGAUAUAGCUGACCCGGAUUGGUUACAGUCCGAAUUCCUGUUCUAUGAUGAAAAUAAAAAUCUUGUCAAGGUCAAUGUUCAGGAUUGCCUCGAUCACAAGAAACUUGGCUACACUUUCCAGGAUAUGCCCACCCAAUGGAUGAGAUCAAGGCCAACAUCAAAAAAGAAGACACAGUCCGCGAGAAGCACCAAAAUAUCUAUUCCCUUGGCCAUCAAUAUCUUACCAACAACGUUACAACAAACUGUAACGUUUUAUGUGAUGAGGCCGAAGACAUCGAGAUCAAAGCAAGAGAAAGCAGAUAUGGAGGAGUUAUUGAAUCUCAACUUAACAUAUGAUGAAACCAAGUACAUUAGGUUCGACGUGUUUCUCAACGAAGACAAUCUCUUAAAGGUGUUCGAGUUGGAUCGGGCAGAGUACCUGGGAAGUUUCGCCAACUUGGCUCACAUUCAUGAGAAUUCAAAUGAAAACCAACCAAAGACGACGACAUACAGCCUGGCCAUAACUGAACUACUUGAGGAUCUGGGGCUUGAACUUGAUAAAAAUGUUGCGGUUACGGUGGUGCCAAAGUAUAACGGUGAAUUCAUGACUAUAAACAGCGUCGACGUCUCAUUGUUAUCUUGUUAAGGGAUUGCUUUCAAUGCAAGCACGUUGCGGUAGGUGAUGUAUGUGUGAAUAGAAAAAUAAUGUCACUCGCAGGGGUCAUAUGAAUUGAACUAUUGAAGUAUGUUUCUUCAAUUCUAUUUUAUUCAAGAAUGAACUAA